AUGUUGAACCAUGAAGACGUCAGCGAAUAUUUGAAAAUAGGCCCGAAUGGUCUUGAGGUCGAUUUCAGGGAAAAAUGGGUCUCGAAACGAAAAAAAUCGAAAAAAAAAACGAAGAAAUUUGAGUCAUUUGCAGUUUUAAUGGCCCAAUGUCCGCAUUUGACACCUGAGUGACAUUUUCAAGUCUCUUAUCUUUUAUCACUGUUUCAAAGUUGCUUCAAAUGAUAACUUUUGGUCCACUGAAAGUAUAUUCACUUCAAUUUUUUUAGUGAAAAGCGACCCCUUUGGUGAAAAAAAUGAUUAAUUAACAAACGGGGGAAAAAAAUUCAAAAAAAUUAGUGGAAUUUUUGAUUCGCGUCAAUGCAAAUGCCUCUAUUUAGCGUUUCGAAUCGUAAAAAAAUAUUUUUAAAAAAAUCAGAAAUCAGUUGGUCAAGAUCUUAAAAAAAUGGAUUUUUUUGAUAAGGAAUUUGGAAAAAUAUUUGAUCAAAAUUAAAUGAUUUUUAUAAAGAAGAAACCGAGAAAAAAAUCCAAAAAAAGCGUGAAAUUCCAAUGCAAAUGACUCUUCAAGCCGUGAAAAAGAAUUUUUAACAGUAGAAUAAAUAAAAAAAUUAACGUCAGAAAUUAAUUGAUUGAAGUUUAACGUGGAUUGUUUGAUAAGGAAUUUGGAAAAUAUGAAGUUUAAUCGCGUAGCGUUUUUUUCGUGAAAAAUUUGGAAUUUAUCAUCUUAUUUUUGCACUUUUUUUGAUAGCUGUUUGAUGUAAAUGGAAUGAUUUCAGCUAGAGGAAAAGUGAGAAAACCCAAAAGUUAGAUUUCAAUUCGCGUCAAUGCAAAUGCCUCUAUUUGGCGUUUCAAGGGAUGAAAAAAGAAGAUUCUAAAAACGGAAAUCGGCAUUUCUUUUUGAAAUACGAUCCAUAACCGUUUAUAUAUCCAAUGAGAAUGGUAAAGUUUCUGUUGGAAAAAAAUACUUGAUCUAAAUUAAAUGAUUUUUAUGAAAAAGAAACGGGAGAAAAAAAUUCAAAAAAAUUAGUGGAAUUUUGAUUCGAGUCAAUGCAAAUGCCUCGAUUUGGCGUUUCAAAUCGUUAAAAAAAUAUUUUUAAAAAAACGGGUAUAUUGAUCAGAAAUCAGUUGGUCAAGAUCUUAAAAAUGGAUUUUUUUGAUUCGCGAAAGUUUUUUUCGUGAAAAUUCGGAAUUUAUCAUCAUAUUUCGCACUUUUUUUGAUAGCUGUUUGAUGUAAUUUUAAUGAUUUCGAAUUGAGGAAACGGGGGAAAAAAAUUCAAGAAUAGGGGGCUCGAACUCGAGUCAAUGCAAUUGACGUUUUUGGGCUAUACAAAUAUAAUAAAUUAAAAAUGAACGCUAGAAACACACCUCGGCUGGUUCCCACCCCCGGAGUGCGGCCUAUCCCCCUCAAACUGCGGUCCACUUCAGUGCAUUUUAGCGCGAAAGGUGGGGUUCAGCCGAUAUAUGGCCUGAAAUCACUUGAUAAAAAUCCUAAACAUGGAUUAUUUGAUUAGGAAUCUAACCUAAGAAACAUAGAGUUCCAUUCCUCGAUUUCCAGGCCAGAUGCGACGUUUCUUCCUUCGAAUCGGUCCGUUGCACAUUCGAGGUCCAGGACGGCGUUUGGUAUUACGAGGCGACCGUUUUGACGCCCGGGGUCAUGCAAAUCGGUCUCGCCACGAAAAGAAGCCGAUUUUUGAACCAUGUAAAUCGUGUCUUUUCAUCUUUUAUGUUUCGCGAUUUUCAGGAAGGCUACGGCAUUGGGGACGAUGAAUCUUCAGUGGCCUAUGACGGCUGCCGACAGUUGAUUUGGCACAACGCUGUAAGCACCCAACACGAGCAUCGUACCUGGGUUCCAGGUAAGAGACGAAAAAAAGCGCAAAAAGUUAGGCAAAACGAGAAAAAAAAAAUGAAGGCAAAAAAUAGAAUAUUCAAGUCCAUUAAAUAAUAUUAUAGGAAAUUGCGCUUCAAUGAGAAUAAACCUUAUUUUUCAAAAAAAUUUUUCGUGGAAAAUAUUCCAUUGUUUUUUUAUGAAGGGGGCUCUGUGAAGAUUUCCAGGGUUUAUAAUUCUAGCUGCCCUUUAUGGGAAACGUUUUUUUUUUUGAAAUAUUUAUUUUAGAGUUCUAGGAAGUAAUUGUUAGGGAGAUUUUCGUAAAAAGGGGAGAUUUUCGGACUUUGGUAACGUAAAACCGAGCGAAUCGGACGUUUCGGGGCAUUUUCAGUGACCUUUUUAGUAGCUUCUGCACCCUUAAGUGAUCUCUAGAAUCGCUGAGAAACGUUUGCAGCACAUUCGGUUUUCGUUACCGAGAUUACGAGAUGUUGACUUUCAUAAAAACUAAAUAUUAUGUGAAAUUGUGCUGCAUUGAAAAUAAACGUUUUUUUGGAUUGUCCCCGCAAAAAGUUAGAAAAAAUCCUUUUUAAAACUUGAAAUACUCCAGUUUUUACUCAAAAUUAGAGCUGUUAACCUUUAGAGCCCUAGUUACGAAACAAAAGUUUCAAAAUCUCGAAAUUUUGUUCAUUUUUUUAAAGCUCUAGUAAGUACUCGGGAGGCGAAAAUUUUCACUCCAGGAUUUUUGAAAUUUUUUUAAACUGGAAAAUGAGGUUAAAAAAUUAUUUCGAGGUAAUUUCAACGGGAUUUUUCACCUAGAAAAUAAGCUUUAAAAAAUAAUUUUCUUUCCAGGCGAUGUCAUCGGCGUUCUUCUCAAUAUCCCCGAAGGCUUCGUUCAGUUUUACCUGAACGGAGUCCCCUUAAAUGAGCCCCACACGACUUUCCUCGGUAAUUUUUAGAAAAAAUCAAACAAAAUAUUGAUUAUUUUGAAGAUUGUCGUCUUGAUGGAGAAGGGGUCUUCGCCGCCGCGUCUUUCAUGUCUUUCCAACAGUGUCGUUUCAAUUUCGGGGCCCAGCCCUUUGAUUUCCCGCCCGCGGGCAACUUCUUGUGAGGAAAUUCGAUGAAAAUCAAUGAAUGAAAUCGAUUUUUCCAGCAAUUUCAACGAGGAUGGCCCUCCCUUGUCCCAGGAGAAGAAAACGAUCAUUCCAAGGUAUGGGGGUCAGAGAAAAAUAAAAAUAGCGCGUCAAAAUGAGAGGGUGCAGAGAAAAACAGCAAUUUCAAGUAGUGAAAAAUGGACUAUAGAGAGCACUAAAGCCGCUCAAAAAAGCACUAUAGGGGCCACUAAAACUUUGACCCCUACAGAGACCAAUAAGUAGUCCCUAGAGGGGUCCUUAGAACAACAGAACCCUAUAGGGACCCCUACGCUCUUACCCAAAGCGACUUGACACUUUUCGAGUGUCUGCGUCUCUCUGUUCCCUCACCGUCAGAGAAAAAAGAAAAUAGUACGUCAAAAUGAGAGAGCGCAGAGCAAAAGAGCAAUUCCAAGUAGUGAAAAAUGGACUAUAGAGAGCACUAAAGCCGCUCAAAAAAGCACUAUAGGGGCCAGGAAUUUGACCCCUUGAGGGGUCCUUAGAACAACAAAAACCCUAUAGGGACCCCUACACGCUGCUUAUAUAGUCAAUCCACCGAGACUUGACAAUUUUUGAGUGUCUGCGUCUCUCUGUUCCCUCGCCGUCAGAGAAAAAUCAAAAUAGUACGUCAGAAUGAGAGGUGCAGAGAAAAAGAGCAAUUUAAAGUUUUGAAAAAUGAACUAUGGAGAGCACUUUAGGGGCCACUAAAACUUACACCCCUAGAAAGACCAGGAAUUUGCCCCCUAGAGGGGUCCCUUAAAACAACCGUCAGAGAAAAAUGAAAAUAGCAUGGAUACUUGAGAGGGUCAGAGAGAGAGUAGGAGGGUGCAGAGAAGCUCCAAAAAAUGAAAUGAAGGAUUUCUUUUUCUAGGAAACAACGACUGGAGCUUCUGAUGCGCGAGACGGUUCCCGACGAUUUUUGCACAAUUUGCUUCUCGGCCCCAGGAAAUAUGAAGCUUCUACCUUGCAAUCAUAGGUAAGGAAUGGACUGCAAACCAUACUAUCAAGUGGUUACUUUAAAGAAAAUUUUUUUUUUUACUUGUGGAACCAUGUUUGCAUUGCAUUUGAAAAUUAUAAAGGACAAGAAUUUUUUUCUCCUAGGUAAAAUAUUUCAUGGAGAGUAUCUCUUCUUUUUUGAAAAGAAGUAGUGGUCACUUGAGGGUUUAGGCUUAAAAGCCUUUAGAGUGGAUAAAAUAGUGCUCCCUAGAGGGCUUAAGUGGUCCCUAUAGGAGUUAGGGUCUGAUUCCUGAAGCUCUAAAACUUAAGUGGUCCCUAUAGUGACCUUUUGGUUUUUGUUUUGUUCAAGGGGGUCAAAAAGAGGCAUUAGACCACUAGCAUGCUCCCCCAAAGUGGCCACUAACUGAAACCUCUAGAGUGACCACUUUUACAAGCUUCAGUCCUUUGAGAGCAGCCUACAAGAGACCUUAUUGUUGCCCCUCUAGGGACCACUCCAGCUUUCCUAAGUCAAGAGAGAGAUUUUUUUUUCCAGCGUAUUUUGGAGUUUAGGGUCUGAUUCCUGAAGCCCUAAAACUUGAGUGGCCCCUAUAGGGUCUUUGGUUUUUUUUUGUGAUUCGGAAGUCAAACUAGUCAACACCCCUAACGUGGCCACCAACUAAAACCCCUAGAGUGGCCACCUUUACAAGCUUCAGUCCUUUGAGAUCAGCCUACAAGAGACCUCAAUGGUGCCCUUUUAGGGACCACUCUGGCGUUCGUAAGACUAGAGAGUGACCACUUUUACAGGCUUCAGUCCUUUGAGAGCAUCCUACGGGAGCCCCUUAUGCUGCCUCUCUAGUGACCACUCCAGCCUUCCUAAUUCAAGAUUUUUUUGUUUCCAGCGGAUUCUGCGAAACUUGCACGAUAAUGCUGGACCUGUGCCCGCUGUGCCGAGGCGACAUUGACCGUCGUGUCCUCCAAGAAACCAAGGAAGAGGUGAUGAGCAUCAGUCGCGUCUCCGACGACGUGUCGCGGAGUUCUGCGACACGGAAGUCGCAGCAGCGAGUCACGCCGCGACGUGCGACCAUCGACACGGUCGUCGUCAUGGAGGACGGCGGCUCAGUGAUGGCCCGUCGGGAUACGCAAGUUUGA
This is a messenger RNA of Caenorhabditis auriculariae, 5034 nucleotides long. Lineage: Eukaryota; Metazoa; Nematoda; Chromadorea; Rhabditida; Rhabditidae. The record is from the annotation of a GenBank genome assembly.